CGUUUAUACAUACACUGUCGUCUGAAUGAGAGGUCCCAAUGGCGAAUAGUGAGGAUUAGAAAUUUGUUUACAUGGACCAAUUACUUAUCGCCUUUGCAUUUUAAUGAGGAGUAUUUAACUUAUUAAUAACUCUGAUUACUCUAAUUAAUAUUUUGAUUUGAGUGAUAGUGACCUAUAUUCUGAGUAAUUACUUAGUUCAUGGUGAUUUAAGUGAAAGAAUUCGAGUUUAACCCAUCAUUUAAAUUCGUUCUCUCACCUCUAAACUAUACACGUGUUACACAGUUAUAUUAUAACGGGAUUUUUAAUAAUAGAGUGGACAAUUUAUUUUGGGGACUUAUUCAUACUGUGUAUUGUGACAGUGAAUUUUAAAUUGAAUGAUGUAUUUUGCGGAUGAGAAUAGAGUUAUCCCACAAGGCGAUUUACAAGACGGACAAAAACAUAUGAUAUGCCAGAACCCUUCCUGCCCAACAGUUGUUGAACCGUUUACUAACCGGUUGAUUUGUCAGUGCUAUAACACUCUACCGGAUCAUCAACCGGUACCUGUGACGUCUAUGCAACAUAAUCCGGAUAUCAGCAACGGAGAACCAGCUCUCUAUAACUCGGCAUACCUAAGAGUUAACUCGCCAGAAAGAAAAGGUGUUCGUCCGCCACAGGGUAGACCAGAAUCAAGUCUUGAAAGUUUAGCGAUGCUAAGUUCAGGAUUCAAUCCCGGUGGAGCACCGAAGACUACCCCGAACUUUGAUUCACUUAUCAAGCCACAAGUCCAUGACUAUAUAAACAUGCAGAAAACCACAUAUGAUGUUAAUCCAGGUAAAAAAGUUGAUACCAGACACGCAACUGGUGUAUUGAAAGCAUGGCUGAGAGAACACAGGAAGAGUCCAUAUCCUUCCAAACAAGAGAAAAUAAUGUUCACUCAAAUAACCAAGAUGACAAUGACACAAGUAUGCACAUGGUUUGCCAACGCUAGGCGACGAAUGAAGAAAGAAAAUUCGGAAGAAGGCGGUUCAUCAGACAACAACAGUGAUUCGGGGGCUUCCGGUGAUGAAGACGAGGAUGGCACAGAUAGUCGAACUGAUACGUCAUCACAGGACUCCAGAAAAUCCAUGCCAGCUAUGCCCGUUAUGCCAGCUAUGCCAGCAACAACAAUUGGAACAAUUUCUACAAACACAAAAGAUUCUCGCUUACCGGGUUUCGAUACUUUUAUGUCUUCCAUGAAGAAACAGUUAAUAAAUCCACAGCCUCCUGUCUACAACCCGCCAUGUCAGCCAGUAAACCCCAUGACAGUCAGUCAUCACUAUGGCAACGAACAAGUCAUGAACGGAGGAAUGAAUAAUUUCAACCAAGAAAACUAUUACGUGCCAUAUAGUAGUUAUUGUGACACUGACGCUAAUCUUUAUCAGCAUAAUUAUUACGAACCUCAGUACAAUGCGCAGCAUUCAGGAUUUACAAUGUAUGAUAACCCGGAUGAUAAAGUUACAGUAGGAUACCAGCAGACCUACAACAACUUCGAGACUCAUACUACUACAGACCCAGCGAGUGGGAAAACAAAAAUUUGGUCCAUAUCAGAGUUGAUAGGUUCUGCCAUGAAUAUAAACAAUCAGAUAGAAAUUGAAUGAAAAGUUUUGCGUAUGGAUUUUACAUGUCUCAACAUUUUGGCAUUCUAGUCCUUCAUGGUCAGCCAUUGGUGUUCAAAUAUCGAGUUGUAACAUUACAUUUCUAUGAAGUUUCGAAUUAUGUUGCAAUGAGUCAUAUGCUUAUUUGCAUAAUGCAUUAUGUUAAUGUUUGUGUAGUAAAAUGCAGACUUUCAAGUCAAUUAGGCUUGAUAAUUUCUGGUCACUUAUGAAAUCAAUGGUAAUUUUGUCUAGCAUAACAUUAAUGUAUAAAAUUUCGAUUUUGAUUAGUAUUAUAUGCAUGGUCUCUUUCAUUUAAGGUUUCAUGAUGUACAACAUGCAUUGACCACGUGGUGAUGAAUAUUCAUAAUCAUGACAUAAUUUAAGGUUUCCAAUAUUUUCUUUUAGAAAUGCUGGACAUAUUUUAUUUUUUGAUGAAACAGUUGAAAUUGUUAUAGAUUGAUGUCUUUGUGUUUAAAAUGUUACGUUUAUAACUUUUUUUUAAUUUAUCUGUACAACAUUCCACAUUUUCGUAUUUCCUAAAAAGAAAUUCAUUGUUAUCAGUAUUAUGUUAUAAUUUAAAAAGAUAUUUUUAAGACAUUGCAGAUAUUUAAAUAAGUCUGUUGAUAUUAUAUGGUGCUUUUGAGAUUGGUAGGUGCUAAUUAUAAAAUUGAUUUGUUGUUGGUUAACUAACCUUGGUAAUUAUAAUUUUCAUGUUUUUUAUUUGUAAAUUGUAUGAAUGGUUUGUAGGGGCAUUAUCUUGGAAUGGUUCCUUGAUGUCGCAGCAUUUGUCAUUGACUGAGUGAUGAGAGUUUUGAUGAUUUUAUUCUGUAAUUUGUAAUUGAUAAUGACAACAUCUUAAUUGUUUUAGUGCACAUGUAUGUAAAGAAAGAUGAAUUGAAUUUUAUUUAUUAAUAAAUUUGUGAGAACUUUUA
This is a messenger RNA of Mytilus californianus (California mussel), 2545 nucleotides long. Its product is annotated as iroquois-class homeodomain protein irx-5-like. Gene Ontology annotation, cellular component: nucleus. Gene Ontology annotation, molecular function: RNA polymerase II cis-regulatory region sequence-specific DNA binding; DNA-binding transcription factor activity, RNA polymerase II-specific. The transcript has 5 exons. Gene Ontology annotation, biological process: neuron differentiation; cell development; regulation of transcription by RNA polymerase II. Lineage: Eukaryota; Metazoa; Mollusca; Bivalvia; Mytilida; Mytilidae. The record is from RefSeq and is a predicted model, not a curated record. The coding region runs from base 375 to 1616 and encodes 413 amino acids.